AGUAUCAAAGCCAUCGAGAGCACGGUGAAGGAAGACGACACGCAGUGGCUCACCUACUGGGUGGUGUACGGACUCUUCAGCAUAGUCGAGGCCUUCUCCGACAUCUUCCUCUUCUGGUUCCCCUUUUACUACGCCGGCAAGUGCGCCUUCCUCAUCUGGUGCAUGGCUCCCGUCACGUGGAACGGCUCCGACGUCCUGUACAAGCGCCUCAUCCGGCCCUUCUUCCUGAAACACCAGGCCGCCAUGGACGGCGUGGUGAGCGACCUGAGCGCCAAGGCCAAAAGCGUGUCGGAGAGCGUCACGCAGGAGGGUGAGAUACCCACAGUCUACAUGCAAGUACCAGCACAUUUUAUCUCGACGGCAUGCCGAUGCAGCGGCCGCCUUCUCGCCCGCAUGCCCUCACCCGGCAAGCAUCAGCUACUCACACGCCACAUUCACGCUUCGCAAUACGUGUAAGUAGGUGCGGAUGUACUUCUGGGUGGGAGAGACUCAGACUGAGUCAUUUGGCAAAAUGGCUAGCGUGGUAGCUAACGUCAGCGCUGAAGCAGCUUUCCCGGCUGCGCCAUUCAUCUGAGACUGUCAAACUACGGCGGUAGAGAAGACGACAUUCAAGACGUUCAGCAUUCGCGACCACUUGCCGGUUUUCUCGGUCACCUUGCUUCGGUUUCAUGGCGUGAAAGGAGUUUGUUUCAUCAGCGGUGACGUUAGAGAUUUUGCCACCCAGAAGUACAGGUUGUCCAUGAUACAGUGGUACGUCGGAGUUUGCGGUGCGGCAAGUCCAAAACCGCGCAGGCUUGUCGUUUCCUGUUACAUGGCGGGUCCUCAGACUCCACUCGCACGCAAUGGCAAAACUCUUAACGUUCGUUACGGUAGCUUGCCAGCUGUCUAA
Messenger RNA from Hippocampus comes (tiger tail seahorse), 889 nucleotides. Its product is annotated as receptor expression-enhancing protein 6-like. Lineage: Eukaryota; Metazoa; Chordata; Actinopteri; Syngnathiformes; Syngnathidae. The transcript has 2 exons. The annotation marks the transcript as partial. The record is from RefSeq and is a predicted model, not a curated record.